Molecule: messenger RNA, 1864 nt
Organism: Aethina tumida (small hive beetle)
Lineage: Eukaryota; Metazoa; Arthropoda; Insecta; Coleoptera; Nitidulidae
Product: procathepsin L
Exons: 7
Coding region: 729-1811 (360 amino acids)
Cellular component (GO): lysosome
Molecular function (GO): cysteine-type endopeptidase activity
Source: RefSeq, a predicted model, not a curated record
AUAAUAAAUAAAAUCAAAGGAAAUUACAAUGAGGUUUGUGUCAAUUAUGACCUUUAACUUAUUGGCAAAAAAAUUAAGAUAAAAAAUCUCCCUUGAAAAAAUAUAAAACGUUUCCCACUCAUUAAUUAUUGUUUGGGGAUUAUAAAAUUGAAUACACAUCCUUAACUUAAAAUUGUUGUCUCUACUAAUUUUAAAUAAAAACAAAAGAAGAAACAAUAGAGAUAUAAAAUAAUGUUUAAUUCAAACUCUGUUAAAACAAUCUAAUGAUUUUUAACAGAUGUUACUUCCCUUUUUUGUAGAGUUUCUGAUUUCAUACAUCAUACUGAGUGACUAUUUCUCAUUAAUAUUGUGAUUACUAUUAUUAUUGUGUUUUUUCUAUGUAAAUUUAUCCAAUGUAUCUUGAUAUUAUACCACUCGCCGAAACCUGUUUAUAAUUUAAUAUAAUGAUAAUUAUUUCCUAGUAGUUGCACACACUAUUAUUAAUUAACAGUACUAGUAAUUACUAAUUGUUCUGAGAUUCACAAUAUUCUGAAUAAAAUACUUAUUUGUAACGUUCAAUUUUUCGCUUUAUUGAAUAUGCUGGUCGAACAUAUUUGUUUUGUAAAUAAUAUAUUAAAUUAGCUUAACGACACACAAAUUCGUUUUUGCCGAUUUAACCGUCAGCAUUUUUACAAAUUAACUGACGCAUUUUUAAUUAGAAACAAUGAAACCGUGUUAAGUCGUCUACGAUGCGUUGGGAAUUGAUUUUCCUAACGCUGUUUGUGCCAUUUUUCUUCGCACCCUGGUCAAUAUGUCAAUUCGUAGAGGAGGAUUUGGAUAAAUUGUGGCAGCAAUUCAAGUUUACAGAAAAUAACCAGUACAUGUAUAAACCAAUUAAAAUCGAUAACGAAUUAGACCGUUAUUGGGAAGAGUUUAAGGAAAAAUUUAACAAGACCUACUCCGGAUUCCACGACACGAGCAAACGGGCCGCCUGGGAGGACAACGUGAGGAAAAUCAGGAAACACAAUGAGGAAGCUGCACAGGGACACCAUUCGUAUUUCAUCAAAGAAAACCAUCUGUCCGACUUGUCACCCAAAAUCUACCUGCAAAAAAUGGUCAAACUGACCAAAAGCAUUCACAGGAAGACGCCCCACGAAAACCUGAUCGGCGACAUCUACCACCACAUGCACGACUUGCCGGAGGAAAUCAACUGGGUUGAAAAAGGUUUUCGCACCCCGGUUUACAAUCAGAAGGACUGCGGUUCCUGCUACGCGUUCAGCGUUGCUCUAACCAUCCAAGGACAAGUGUUCAAACAAACAAAGCAACUGGUUCCUUUGAGCGAACAACAAAUAAUAGAUUGCAGUGUGAAGAGCGGAAACUACGGUUGUGGUGGAGGUUCCCUGAGGAACACUCUAAAAUACUUGGAUAACAGUGGAGGGCUGAUGGCUUACAGCGACUACCCUUACAAGGCAAAGCAACAAACUUGUAAAUUCGACAAAUCCAGGACGAUAGCGAACGUGAGCUCCUGGGCCAUAUUACCUGCAAGAGAUGAGAAGGCGCUGGAGAUUGCCAUAGCUAAAAUCGGACCAAUAGCAGCUUCCAUCAACGCCAGUCCCAGAACGUUCCAGCUUUACCACAAGGGAAUUUACGAUGAUCCACUGUGCUCUUCCAACGUAGUAAAUCAUGCUAUGUUGAUUGUCGGCUACACGAAAGACGCUUGGAUUUUGAAAAACUGGUGGGGCAAUCACUGGGGCGAAGACGGAUAUAUGAGGCUCAAAAGGCACAAAAAUAGAUGUGGCGUUGCUAAUUAUGCGGCGUAUGCGAUUGUAUAAAUGCUUCUUUUUUGUAUAAAAUGACUUAAUAAAAUGUUUUAUUAUCUAGGAAA